GCUAAAAAGUUCUGUUUACCAAGAAAAUGUUGUCAGUUGUGUUAUAGAUGAAGCACAUUGUGUAAGCAUGUGGGGUGAGGAUUUCCGAAAAAUUUUUAGCGAGUUGUCUACGUUAAAGGCACUUUUCCCAGAUGCUGUUACAUUGGCUCUAACCGCUACUGCUACACCAGACACUGUAGAAUAUUUGAUUAAAUCGCUCGCCCUUAUUACGUAUAAAGUCAUUGCUGUAUCGCCAAAUCGAAAAAAUGUGUAUUUAAACAUACAAAGACGCCCAAACUCUAACUUGGGUUUGAAAGGAUUUGAAGUUAUUCUCAAACCGUUGGCUAAAAAAUUAAACGUGCAAAGAGAACACUAUCCCAUGACAAUAAUUUACAUGCAUUUAAGAUAUUGUGGGUAUGGGUACAAAUUAUUUGAAAAUGUUAUAAGAAAUCAUUAUGUUGGUGACAAUAUUUGUCCUAGAGCAAGAUUGUUUGCACAGUUUCAUGCUUCUUGUACUACACAAAUGAAAGAGGAUAUAUUGAAGGAGUUAAAGAAGUCAGAUUCACAAAUUAGAGUAGUAUUUGCUACAACUGCUCUAGGUAUGGGUGUUGAUGCUCCAAAUAUAUCUAAUAUUAUUCACAUAAGUCCUCCAUCAACAUUAGAGUCAUUUGUGCAAGAAAUUGGAAGAGGAGGAAGAAAUGGUGUAGCUUGUGAUUCACUUUUAUAUUUCAGCAAUUCUGAUUUGGCAUCUAAGUAUAUAAGUGAGUCAAUGAAAAAAAAGAUGCUUAAAGUAGAAUUGUUAAAAACGGUUGAAGAUAUCAAUUCUGAUGAAAACGUGAUGUUUCCUUUCCACAGUAAAAUUAACACUAACAUUGUAAAUGAAAUCCUGAGAGAAUUAGCAUUUAUUUCUUGUGAAUCAGACUUACUUUCUAUGUUUGGUAUUUGGAAUGGAAGGUGUUCUAACAAAUUAUAUGCUUUAAUAGACAAAUAUGCACCUAAAAUAGGUUAGUAAAAAACAUAAUAUAUAUAUACCAUGGUAUGACAAAGUUGGUGAAAUCUGCAAUUUCAUCCACAAAAAAAAUUCAAUUAGCCAAAAUGCCAAAUUUUGUCAGCUUAUGGGUAUAUAUACAUAUAUGUUAAACAAAGG
Messenger RNA from Hydractinia symbiolongicarpus, 1126 nucleotides. Its product is annotated as ATP-dependent DNA helicase RecQ-like. NCBI's taxonomy places the organism in Eukaryota, Metazoa, Cnidaria, Hydrozoa, Anthoathecata, Hydractiniidae. The coding region runs from base 68 to 988 and encodes 306 amino acids. The record is from RefSeq and is a predicted model, not a curated record. Gene Ontology annotation, molecular function: 3'-5' DNA helicase activity; four-way junction helicase activity. The transcript has 2 exons. Gene Ontology annotation, biological process: double-strand break repair via homologous recombination. Gene Ontology annotation, cellular component: nucleus; cytoplasm; chromosome.